Acanthochromis polyacanthus (spiny chromis) is the source of this 5448-nucleotide messenger RNA. RefSeq names its product synaptotagmin-like 5 (gene sytl5). The record is from RefSeq and is a predicted model, not a curated record. The transcript has 19 exons. Bases 277 to 2496 code for a protein of 739 amino acids. Gene Ontology annotation, molecular function: phospholipid binding; small GTPase binding; neurexin family protein binding. Gene Ontology annotation, biological process: exocytosis; intracellular protein transport. Lineage: Eukaryota; Metazoa; Chordata; Actinopteri; Pomacentridae. Gene Ontology annotation, cellular component: exocytic vesicle; plasma membrane.
CCGGUCCUCGGUGCCUGAUCUCCGGACUGUGACUCCGCCGGUCCUCGGUGCCUGAUCUCCGGACUGUGACUCCGCCGGUCCUCGGUGCCUGAUCUCCGGACUGUGACUCCGCCGCCGCCUCCAGGGUUCCUGAGAGCUUCUUGUUGGCUUCCCCAAGAAACAGAAGAUUAUAAGAGGAAUCAUUGGAGAACGCUGGGAGAUAGUUCCAGCUAUGCCAACGCUAAAAGGACAACCGCCCAAACAUUAGGAGAGUUUUACAGAAACAUUGAGAGCACCAUGGAGCAAGUCGGGGAGGAUCUUAACCUCUCCUUUCUGUUGGAAAAUGAAAGAGAAAUAAUCCUGAAGGUGCUGCAGAAAGAUGAGAAGCUGAGGAAGCGAGAGGAGAAAAGGAUACGGAAGCUGAAAAAUGAGCUCCUGGACAUCAGACGAAAAGGUUCCCGUCGGCAGCAGGAUCUGGGGGAGCGACAGUGCGCUCGCUGCCUCAAGACUUUGGGGCUGAUCUUCGAUCGUGGAGAUCUGUGCGAGGAGUGCCGCCUGCGAGUCUGCAACGAGUGCCGAGUUACGCAUCCCAAAUCACGGCAGUGGAGGUGCAACGUUUGUGCCAAGAUCUCGGAGCUGAAGGUGGUGACUGGAGAGUGGUUCCUGGAAGAACGGUCCAAGCGUUUUGAACAAGGAGUGCUGAGCAGCGACGUGAUCAAACAGACAAUCAUGAGCAGCCCGACAACCACAGAAAAAAAGUCUACAGAGAACCUGUCGGCCUCUCCUGAGCCUGAGAAAUCCAGCUCUCCAAGAUCUAACAGAAGUGCAGUGGUGGACGGUGCCAAGAGGAAAGGAAGGAUGAAGAUGGAUAAAAAAGGCAGCCGGCCCGUCCAGAAGCCAGAGAACGGAGUCGACGGCGAUGGAGAUGCUCAAAGCGCCCGAAGCAUCUGCUCUGCUGCACAUUCAAACAGGAGCAGUGCAGUGGCGUUGGAGUCCUCAGGGAUGCCCACGGUACCCAACAACCUGCGAUCCCAGACUCCAGACAAAUCAUCCACUCCUAGCGACAGCCGGAGGGUCAGGCCCGACGGAGCAGAGAGCGUCGCCAGUUUGCACUCCAGUGACGGUGCGUCUGAGAAGAAACCCACCGGACAUCACAGGACAAACUCCAGCACUCCGACCAUUUCUGUGUCCAGGGCUUCCGUCUCAUCAGAUCACAGCCGCUCAGAAAUGGACCUGUCGGCUCCCGGUUCUGAUCCCAGCGACGAUGCUCUCAGCCUCAGAAGCCGUUCGGUUCCUGGACUCAACGAAACAGAGUUUUCUGAUGAGGAUGCAGAGGAAGACAUUGACGCCUUGAUGUCGGCCCACAGCAAGACUGUCAGCCGACGCCUCAGCAAUGCAGUGUCAACGUCUUCCACUCCCUGCUCCGAGAGGCGAUGGGGUUACCUCAAUGUCCCCGACUCGGAUGCCGAGACUAGCAGCAUUAACAGCAUGAUGAGCAUGUACAGCGAGACCGGUGACUAUGGCAACGCCCGGGUGAGCGGUGAGAUCCUGCUGAACAUCAGCUACAGCUACAAAACCGGUGCGCUCAACGUCCUGGUGAAGGAGUGUCACAACCUGGCAACCGGAGAUGAGAGGAGGCAACGCACGGACGCCUAUGUGAAGACUUACCUGCUGCCAGAUACGUCACGACAGAGCAAGAGAAAGACGAGCAUCAAGGCCAACACCAUUAACCCUGUUUUCAGUGAGAAUCUGAGGUAUGUGAUCAGCCACUCACAGCUGGAGACCCGAACCCUUCAGGUGUCCGUCUGGCAUCACGACCGGUUCGGACACAACAGCUUCCUGGGAGAGGUGGAGCUGAGCUUUGACUCCUGGGAGUUUGAUUCCCACAUAGAGGAGUGGUACUCUCUGCAGCCUAAAGUGGAGAGCAGCAUGGACUGUACGAUGCAGUAUAAAGGAGAGCUGACGGUGGUGUUGAAGUACAUACCAGCAGAGAAGAAUCUCAUGCUGCCUCUGGACCAAGUACAAGUGAAGAAAAGUUUCCUGAAAGGCAAAAAGACGAGCAGCUUCACUCUGCCUAAAGGAGGCAUGGUUGAGCUGCUGGUCAAAGGAGCCAAAAAUCUCACUGCUGUCAAGUCUGGAGGCAGCUCGGAUCCGUUUGUAAAAGGAUACCUCCUCCCUGACAGCAACAAGUCGACCAAACACAAGACGGCGGUGGAGCGACGCACCGUGAACCCACACUGGAACCACACCUUCACCUACUGCGGCCUGCAGCCUGGAGACCUGAACAACGUCUGUCUGGAGCUCACCGUCUGGGAUAAAGAGGCUUUGGCCAGCAACGUGUUCCUGGGAGGCGUCAGGCUGGGAGCUGGCACAGGCAAGAGCUACGGAAACGAGGUGGACUGGAUGGACUCCUAUGGGGAGGAGCAGCGGGUUUGGCAGCGUAUGAUCGAAAACCCAGAAGUCCCUCAGGAGUGCACACUGAUGCUACGCUCCAGCAUGCGGAAGUUCAACACGUGAGGACAGAAGAGGGAAAAGAAAGAGAAGGAGGGGUGGAGCGGUCAAGAAUAAACACAACCCAACCAGUUAGUAACAUUAGAAGUACAGUUUGUCAGUCCGCAGAGACGGUGGCUCUUCCUUAGGUUAGCUUCCUGCUAACCUUCCUCAUCCAUGUUUCUCCUCCGAAGCAUCUCGUCCCGACCAAGCACUGCUGUUUAUAUUGUCUGUUACUUUCUGUACCUUCAGUCACACAGUGACUCCUAAAGCGUCUGUCCUCGUCUGCCUGCGUCAUUUCUGCAUGUAGUUGCGGCCAAUGGAGACCAUUUGUGAGGCGUCAGACCAUCAAAAGCGGAAAAUAUUCCCUUUAACCAAGCUGCAUCUGGUCCGAAGCACAUAAAGGUUCACAAAGGUGGAAGGAGACUAGUUCUGGUACUGCUGUGCUGCUCAAGAAGGACUUUUAUUUGACUUUGACUAUUAUUAUGAGAAACUAGAUUAAAAUUGAGAAAACUAAAUUUGAGAUGAAAUGACAGCUUCUGUGGAUUUUAAAUUAAAAUGUGAUCCACUGAGCCAGCAUUCAGCGUUCACAAGUUCAUCCUAAGUUAUCAAUUCAGACAAAAAUGUCAAAUGCGCUUUUUUUAUGCAUUGCUUUUGAGCUUUCAAGUUAAGAUCAUUAAACAGUCAAAUUCAGUAAUCCCUAACCCUGACCCUCAGUCAAAGUUCUUAAAAAAUUGUAGAUUGUCCAUACAUAGUCUACAUCAUGUAUUAUUAUUAUUAUUAAAUGUCAUUAUUGCUAUGGAAGUCAUAAUUUGCAUUGAAAUAGGCCCGUUUUGACUGACAAAGUAGUUUAUCAUUUGCAGAGGAACCGCCCUGCCAUAUCAAAUUUAGUUCCAUCUUUGCAAAGCAGUAAUCGUCAUCUUCUCUUGAUGAAUUAAAAGCAUUAUUUGAAGCUCCGUGGAGCGUCGUCCGAAAGGCUUCUCAGAAAUUCUUGCCUUUUAAGAUGAAAACAACACAAAAUUCUGCUGGAGGCGAAAAUUGAAAUGCAGAUUAUUCUACAAUGCUACAGUUUCAUUUAGCAGACACUUUUGUCCAAAGCGACGUACAACACAAGCAAGAAUUCAGACAUAAUGAAAAACCUGUAGCAGUCAGUGCAAAAGUGCUUCAAGUGCAAUUGGUCAAAGGUGUUGCCAUAUAUUCAUGGAAUAUAUUAAAAACACUCUAACCAGGACUGCAGCUAGCUAACCCAGAUCCAACCAACUUCAGAUCACUUUGAGACAAGUGGAAGAAUAAAAAGAACAAAUCUGUGUGAAGGAGAGUGGACCUCUGACCACCAACUGGUUAGACUGAACCUUUAUUAAUCCCACACCUGGUGAUGCUGUUCUCUCAUCCCGGAUGCAACAUGAUGGGGAUGGUUGACUGUUGAUGGUUCACUUUUACUUGACUUGAAUUUAAAAUCACAGAUUCCAUCAACAUUUUCAGAAGUUGUAGGCACACUGCGGCCAGUCAGAAUCUAUGGCAUCAUUCUAAAGAGUUAAACUAACAGCAUGUUUACACAGUUGAGUAAGUAAGAGUUAGCUUCUGCUUUCGACUACUCAAGACAAAUAUUUGCAGACAUCUCAAAUGCCAUUCUGAACUGUUGUGCUAGAUGCAGCUCCAGCACAGCUUGGGGUUAGUAAAAUCGUAUCGUAAAAUAAAUUGAAUCUAAUGAAUCACCACUGCAGUGAAAUAGGAAGAGGUAAUCGGCAAAGAGUUUCGUCAGAGACUUGUGGUCCAAAUCUGCUACAACUUUGGCAUCAGGCUGCUCUGAUGUAGUAGGAAAGUAGUUUGUCAUUUGCAGUUGCAGAUGUUUGUAAAGCAAGCCGUCUCUGCCUCCGACUUUGGCUUUUACAUAAAAACAGUUAUCGCCAUUUCUAGGUAAUCCUAGUCUGUGAUAAUAGUGGAGGUAGUCUUGUCCUGUAGAUAUCUGAAAAUGGAAUUACAGCUCAUCAUAAUUCUGAUAUCUACAUUGUAGAUAUCUACAGUAAGACAGUCCACACACAUGAAUGGCAAAAGUAGACAUCUGAAAUGCCAGCUGACGACAUAAUGGAUGUCUAUAAUGUUCUUAUUAAGUAGAAUUGAAUUACUGAUAUGUGAAAACGUGUCCAAUCUAGAUUUCAAAUGUCAAGGAAAUCGGUGCUGAUUUUCUGUCCCAACACGCUGCUUUUUUCUGCUUGCACAGAUAUCGAGAAGCCUGAAAGCAACAGGAGUCCUAUUCCUUUGUAAAUUGUCGCUGAUUUAUUUCUUGUCGAUUGAUUCAGCGACUAAUUAAAAGAAAGCUAAAAUCCUUGAGAAAGUGAAGGCAGUACUUGUGGUCGUCGGUUGGCGGUACUUGUAAAACAAAUCUGUGGCACAAAGUCUAGACGGAUUGCACAACUUUGAGUAGCUUCAAUGUAAAUUUAGCACAAUAUUGUCAGUGUGAAAACAGAAAGUGCAUGUUUCACAGACAAAAGAAUAAAAGCAGUGAUGUCCCCAUAAAGCACUGAUGCUGACAUCACUUUACAGGAAGGAAAAAUUGUGAUCUGAGAUGUGACAGAGUGAGUCAGCUCUGAGGUGAGCAGCUAAAAACUGUCCAGAGACAGCCAGGCGGCGACCUUGUUCCUGUCGCUGGGGCUCAGUGAUGAAUCACACAGUUCAUGAAAAACAUUCUCAAGUGAAACCCAUAGAACCGAUCAAUGUGAUUUGUUCGCUUGUCCUUGGCUAAAAUCUGUUCUGAGCUCUCUGGGGAAAAGUUUCACAGCCACAGUCCAAGUAGUGAUAAGUUCAUUGUCCACCAUACCCUAACCCUCGUGCAAUACCUGAUUACUGAAGAAGCUCUUGAUGUACAGCAUGAGCUAUUGAUGUACAGCAUGAACUCAUGCUGUUCAGGUUAACGUUUCUGAGCCUAUUUUGUCCCAAAUGUGUUCCAGGAAUAUUUUGAAAUAAACACAUCUUUCCAUA